This is a messenger RNA of Physella acuta, 1536 nucleotides long. RefSeq lists its product as uncharacterized. NCBI's taxonomy places the organism in Eukaryota, Metazoa, Mollusca, Gastropoda, Physidae. The record is from RefSeq and is a predicted model, not a curated record.
AUGGGUUGUAUCCUUCUAUGUGUCGCUUUAAAAACAGGUGACAUUACAGGUAACACUGACGUCAGUCCUAGCACUCCAAGCACCAACUCGACAGAGAACAGCACUGUCAGCUCUACUGUAAAUGAUUACAGUGCUGUCAACUAUACUGUAAAUGAUAACAGUACUGUCAACUCUACUGUAAAUGAUAACAUCACUGACAGCUCUACUGUAAAUUAUAACAGUACAGACAGCUCUAAUAUAAACGACACCAGUUCUACAAGCUCCAUUGCAAAUGUCAAUGACACAACAACCACAGAUGAAUCGACAAAUGUUGCACCUACUGAUGAAUACAACAUCACUGAGUAUACCACAGUAACCACAUAUGACACGACAAAUGAUCCCUCUUGCUACAUACAGAACAGCACUGUGCCAACUGGAAUAACUCUCUGGUUUCCUGAGAUUGAAGACCUCAAUGGCACUCUCGUAGCUAGUUUUAAUUGCACAGAAGGGGGCUGUAUCGUUAAGAAAAACUUGAGCCUCAACUCAACAUUCGUAGCGGUUAAAAAACAGCCGUGGUCAACGAAUACGCCUUGCGCAGAAAACAUCAAGACCAUUCUAAAACAGACAGAAAUUUCGGAGUUUCAAAAUGGCGACACAGUUAUGUUCUACUGCGCUGGCGGUACUAUACGCCGGCCCUCCGGUUGGAGCUUGACUCUAAGCUCUGAGCUCAAUCUGACCUGUGAUGACAUGGGAUCAUGGUGGUGUGAGCUUGAAAACUCAACUGACGUGUUGUCUCUCAACAUAAGCGUCCGGUGUCCUAUACAACUGACGUCAGCACUAAAUGAACCAACCAUCCCCGUGAGUACCUAUCUCCUGUAUAACAUACCUGUCGUCGGUUACCCCCUACACGCCACGUUUCACUUACUGAUGAGUGAGGUCACCUGCGGCACCCGCACUGACGUCACUGUCGCUGAUGACGUGUACAACGUCUCGCUGCAAACAACCGGAGAUCCCCGGUCAGGAAAUGUUACUCUCCGUAUCCCUGUUAUAAAAGAUGAGUAUUUGACCAACUGGACACUGCUCAUCAACAACAGCGUGGGCAAGCCAUUGGUCAGUCGUUUCAAACUGGUCUCAGAAACAGGGGCAGAGCACUCCGUCAGCUGUGAUGACCAACCUGACAUCUCCUCCAUCAUCAUCAUCGCAGUCCCCACAGCUCUGGCCAUCUUUAUCGUCAUCGUUCUUAUCGUCGUCAUCGUCGUCGUGGUGAAAAGAAAAAAACAGACCAGACGAGCCAAUGAAAUAAGGGCACGUCGUUUCGACAUUGUGGAGCCCGAGCAGAAGUCCCGGUCACGUGACGCAGAGAGCGUGAACUUUGACCGACAGGUGUCGCUGACGUCAUUCACAGGUUCCUGUCACAGUAUCCCGGCAGACGACAAUUUCUCACUGGAUUCUCUCUCGGGGAGAAAUGGACUGCACGACAUUGAUUCACAAGGUGAUAAGCAGCUAAGUCCAGUUAACUCUGGCAAGUUUGCGUUUCAUCAAAAUAAUCACGGUUAG